Manihot esculenta (cassava) is the source of this 704-nucleotide messenger RNA. RefSeq names its product photosystem II 5 kDa protein, chloroplastic. NCBI's taxonomy places the organism in Eukaryota, Viridiplantae, Streptophyta, Magnoliopsida, Malpighiales, Euphorbiaceae. Bases 277 to 600 code for a protein of 107 amino acids. The record is from RefSeq and is a predicted model, not a curated record. The transcript has a single exon.
ACGAUUCAAGCAAUCUUGUUACUAAACCCUUCAAGUCCGCCCAAGACCGGUUAGAUCAGCAGCCACAAAAUGUGGACAAGAUAAAGGGACACGUGGCACUGAUCCAUUUGUUCAAAUUUUUAUUAAGAUAAAGAAAUGGAUUGGCUGUCUUUUCAGUCCGCACAAAGCCCCUUCAACGAGUUGCAUUUGGAAGCAAUAAUAUUUUAAUUCGUUGUGUGCUCGUGCAUAAAAUAAGACAUUUAACUCAGCAGCAGGCAGUAAGCACAAUUUGUGAAGAUGGCAUCCAUGACCAUGACAGCCUCAUUCCUAGCUGGUUCGACCAUCUCCAAACAACCCUACGCAACCCCACGCAGAGGGUUGAUUGUGGCCAAGGCCUCAAGGGCCACCGAGGAAGAAAGGCUCAGUGUGGAGAUGAAGAACAAGGAAGAAAGCAGCAGUGGGAGGAGGGAUCUGGUGUUCGCAGCCGCAGCUGGUGCGGCAUUCUCCAUUGCAAAAGUUGCCAUGGCUGAGGAUGAACCUAAGUCAGGGACCCCAGAAGCUAAGAAGAAAUAUGGUCCUAUCUGUGUCUCCAAUCCUACUGCUCGUAUCUGCCGCAGGUGAGGAUAUUAUAUCUUCCUAUGUUUAUAUCCAAUGCUGAUUGGUGUUUAAGAUUACUGUAAAAUUGUACCCUUUCAUUGGAUAAUCUCCUUUGUUACGCUUCUCCA